AUGGAUGCGAAUGACUUACAUCUAAACAUAGAUUAUGUCGGAUCGUGUGGAGUGGUUCUUACGCCAGAGCAAAAAGCAACUCUACAAACAUCCCUAACAAUCCUUAGACACGAGAAUAACUUUACCAAUGUUUUGUUCUGGGGAAUUAUCCGUGGUGUUAGUGGUGACUACUUCAUUGCACAAGGGAUAGGAAAGGACGCCAUAACAGAUAGAAAGACCCUUUACAGUAAAGACUGUUUAGUUUGGGGCCUUCUUCCCGUCCCUGGCAAAUCUGAUAUCGAAAAGAGUAAAUAUUUCAAAGGGAGAUUCACAGGCGAUCCUUCUUAUGAGUGUGAGUUUGUCGAUAUCAGACAAAGACCCGGCGAAGAAGGCGAUGAAAUUGAGGAAAGAGAAAAUCUAAUCACAAUGAAGGAAGAAGACCGACUUGCAGCUACUAUAGAACGCAUUGAACGUGAUGUAAGUAUCAUUCCCCGGGGUGCUUACAUGCGGUUAUCCUCUGGACAAGUUAUCAGAAACAAAAACUUUGAAGGACUAACCGUAGCGGAAGCAGCCAAAUUGCUAUCAUACUUCCACUUCCGUCCACCUAUACAACUUCCACACAAGCCAUUGCUGGACAGAGCACGUUUGGACAAAGCCAUCGAUUUCUUAGAUACAAUCGAGGAUGACAACCCCAAAGGAUGCUGGUCCAUCACUUUGGAAAGAGGGGGUCGCUUGGUCCUGGUGAAGAGUUUACUAUGGUUGGGAUACGUUCUCUACCAUCUCCCAGGAACGAACAAGUAUGGGUCCAUCUACGUGGGGACGGGUGAAUACAAUGUGGACCUGCCAUUCAUGCUUUGAUGAUAGUCUGCUCGUCAGCUACACCAAGAACCCCAGUACGAGAAGUCACUAUGGAACAAAUAGGAAUCUACGGAUAAAUAUACAUGUUUACUCUGGAAAUGGUGUGUAAUCGCUAAGUUGGAUGUGCAGAUGGGUGGGGCAUUCGGUAGGCAGCCGAAAAUGCUCAAAAUAAGCGGCUGUCAUAUCACAGUUGAUGAGUUUCCACAGUUUUUAUCGUAUCACUUAUUGUGCUGUCGAUCAAGUUUAUCCAGGAAUGCUUGUCGCUUCAUGCGCACUUGUUCAGCUGUCGCAGUUGGCGGAUUGGUUGCUGGCGAGGAAUGAUCUGUGAAUAAGAGUGCAUAAGAUGUACAUGUACGUGCCAAUACCAAAGAACCUAUAAAGAACCUAUAGGAGCUGAG
This is a messenger RNA of Opisthorchis viverrini, 1235 nucleotides long. RefSeq lists its product as hypothetical. Gene Ontology annotation, biological process: cilium movement involved in cell motility; axoneme assembly; motile cilium assembly. The transcript is spliced from 5 exons. The record is from RefSeq and is a predicted model, not a curated record. Lineage: Eukaryota; Metazoa; Platyhelminthes; Trematoda; Opisthorchiida; Opisthorchiidae. The coding region runs from base 1 to 837 and encodes 278 amino acids. Gene Ontology annotation, cellular component: radial spoke; axoneme.